Messenger RNA from Zeugodacus cucurbitae (melon fly), 653 nucleotides. RefSeq names its product DNA topoisomerase 3-alpha. The record is from RefSeq and is a predicted model, not a curated record. NCBI's taxonomy places the organism in Eukaryota, Metazoa, Arthropoda, Insecta, Diptera, Tephritidae. The transcript has 5 exons. Bases 83 to 505 code for a protein of 140 amino acids.
AAAAUUUCAAGUAUAUAAAGCACAGACUUUCUGACAGAAUAAUUAUUAUCACUUAACGGUACUGAGUACUAGCUAGUUGAAGAUGACUCGAACAGUAUUGCGCAUUUUCCUGCUGAUGGCGGUUGCCAUGUCGCUAACUUACGCAUCAGGCAACCCCGCUUUGCCAUGGGGUAUACCCGGUAUUAAACCAGAGGGUUCAUCCACCACGCUGGCACCAUCUACUGCAUCUCCAACCAGAGGUACUUGUCCUGAGCCCAGUGAGGAAUUAAUGGCAUGCAUGCGUCAAUGGGCCUGCCAGUACUUGAUACGCCUCGAUUUGCGCUGUCUCCUCAAUUUGAAUGGUCUACCACUAAUUGGCAAUGUUUUGGGCGGCGUUUUGGGUGGUGGUGGCCAAUCGCCAACCCAACAACCAGCGCUUGGUGGUGGCGGUGGCGGCAUCUUAGGCGGUUCCGGCGGUGGUCUACUUGGUGGCCCUGGUGGCCUACUCGGUGGACUUUUGGGAUAAUUUCGCCUGAGUUUGCGAGUAUUUUAAUUUAAGCAUCUGCUACAUGGAGCACUAUAAAAAUAUAUGUAUAUCCAUGAAUCUAUAUAUAUCUAUGUAUGAGUAUAUGUAAAAAGAAUAAUAAAACGGCAUUUUAAUUGCUUAUAUGUAU